UUUUUCACUUAGUUAUUACUUACAAUGAUACAACUUUGGAUCGUUUUGAGUGUCGCAAUAGGUAGCUCCGUUACCAACGCUGUAGAAGUUUCGACAAGUUCGGGUACUAUUCGAGGAACAGUUUUAAAAUCUCGAUUGGGAGAUGAGUUUUAUGCAUUCAGGGGCAUCCGAUAUGCUAAGUCUCCGGUAGGAGAGCUGCGAUUUAAAAACCCUCAACCAGUGGAGCCAUGGAAACCGAACGUCUUCGAUGCCACUACGGAUGGACCACAAUGUCCGCAACAACCUUUUAAUUCAACUGACAACUCUGAAGAUUGUCUUCGGCUAAAUGUCUAUUCAAAAAGCCUCAAAGCCAACACAUUGAAGCCGGUUGUUGUAUACAUCCACCCGGGUGCUUUUUAUGUAUUUUCCGCCCUCAGCAAGUCGUUUGCUGGCCCCGAGUUUCUGAUGGAUCGUGACAUAGUGUUGGUUACAAUUAAUUAUCGUCUGGGAGCAUUAGGAUUUCUUGCUACAGGAACAUCAGAUGCACCUGGCAAUGCUGGACUAAAGGAUCAAGUUCUUGCGUUACGUUGGGUUAAAGAUCAUAUACGAAACUUCGGAGGCAAUCCAAAUUCAGUAACAUUGCUGGGAUACAGUGCAGGCAGUGUUAGCGUUGGCUUUCAUAUGAUGUCACCAAUGUCUAGAGGAUUGUUUCACAGAGGCAUUGCAAUGAGUGCGUCCCCGAUACCAUUGGAGAAAUUUCCAGAAAACCAAUUAGACUUAGCUAAAAAGCAGGCGGAGUUAGUAAAGUGCCCUACCAAUAAUUUGGAUGCCAUGAUGAAAUGUUUGAGAACUACACCGGCUGAAGAAUUUGUAAAGACGUUCCUAGAUUUAUACAAUCUUGGAUACUAUAUGCUUCAAGUUUUAGAAAAGGAUCACGGGCAAGAAAGAUUUUUAAUUGAAAAUCCGACUGAAGUUUAUCAGGAAGGAAGAUUCCAAAAGACUCCACUUAUCAUUGGUAUGACAAAAGAUGAGUUUGUGCGAAUUGCAAAAUUUAUGCUGGAAGAUAAGGAGCUCACAAGGAAAUUCAAUUCGGAAUGGGAAAUACAAGCUCCAAUUAUUCUUAAAUACGAAAGAAAUACCCAAAAAUCCAAGUAUAUUAGUACUGUUCUCAAAAGCGAAUACCUGAAAAACCAAACAUUGAGUAGUGACAUACCAUUCGAACCCUUUGGAAAGCUUUUUAGUGAUGCUAUUAUCGGCUUUCCAGUGCACAGAUUUGCACAUUUGGCAGCACGUUAUGUUCCGGUUUAUUAUUACAGAUAUUCAUACCGGGGACGAUUCAGUGAUUUUUUGUAUCCAGGAGAUACUGCUUACGGAUCUGUUCAUCACGAUGAUUUGUGGUAUUUGCUCCAUAAUUCAUUCAUAUCUCCAAUAUAUUCGAAAAUUGAUCCAGAGGAUAAGACUGUUGAAAGAUUGACAAGAAUAGUUGCGCAAUUUGCAACGACCGGAAAUCCAAAUAAUCCAAAAGAUGAUUAUCUCAAAAAUAUGAAUUGGAAACCGUUGGAUUUGAAAAAGGAAAACUUCUUGGAAAUCGGAGAUGAAUUAGUUAUGAAAGAAAGGCUUUUCUUAGAACGAUUUGAUAUAUGGAAGAGACUUUUUCCAUUGGAAUGGAAAGGACUUCAAUGCAACGGCCAGAGUAUUGAUUAUCCAGAAGUAUAG
This is a messenger RNA of Eupeodes corollae, 1695 nucleotides long. Its product is annotated as venom carboxylesterase-6-like. The coding region runs from base 25 to 1695 and encodes 556 amino acids. NCBI's taxonomy places the organism in Eukaryota, Metazoa, Arthropoda, Insecta, Diptera, Syrphidae. The record is from RefSeq and is a predicted model, not a curated record. The transcript has 6 exons.